This is a messenger RNA of Prunus mume (Japanese apricot), 2654 nucleotides long. It is a transcript of the gene EX1, whose product is annotated as UvrB/UvrC domain protein (DUF3506). NCBI's taxonomy places the organism in Eukaryota, Viridiplantae, Streptophyta, Magnoliopsida, Rosales, Rosaceae. Gene Ontology annotation, cellular component: thylakoid membrane. The record is from RefSeq and is a predicted model, not a curated record. Gene Ontology annotation, biological process: response to singlet oxygen; singlet oxygen-mediated programmed cell death.
GAGCCUUAUCCCAAGUUUGGCCAGUUACAUACAUACAUAUCCUGUCUUCACUCUCUCUCAACACAACGCGUUUCACUCUCUCCUCUCAUCCAAAAAUUUCCAGCGUCCACAACUCACAACAAAAACCAAACUCUCUCUCUCUCUCUCUUAAUGGCUUCCAUAUCUGCUCCUACCCCAAGCCCUCACAAGCUCCACUUCUCCAACCCCAAACCAUACCCUUCCUCCGUCGGGAAAAGACCAUUUUACCCUUUUUCUUCCCCUUCCUCCCAAACCCGCUUCAGGUUUCCCGAUUCGGCCCUCUGCCGAUGCCAGAACCCUUCUUCUUCCUCCUCCUCCGAGUCAAUUCAGUGGAGAUGGGACUCUGCGAUCCAGGGCCUCAUCCAAAAUGCCAUCGAACGCUUCGAUUCCUACUUCAAUUUUAAACCCCAAGGAGAUUCCCAAAACGCACCGUUUGAGAGCGGUAACAGGGACGAGCCUGAUUGGGACUGGGAUCGCUGGCGCCAGCAUUUCCUUGAGGUCGAAGAACAAGAGCGCCUUCUCUCUCUUCUCAAGUCACAGUUGGGUCGUGCUGUGUAUACAGAGGACUUUGAGGAUGCUGCUAGGCUCAAGGUUGCAAUUGCCGCUGCAGCUACAAACGACGUCGUUGGCAGAGUCAUUUUUCAUCUCAAUAGAGCUGUACAGGAAGAGCGAUACCAGGACGCUGCAUUUUUUCGAGAUAAUGCUGGUGCUGGAUUGGUGGGUUGGUGGGCUGGCCUUUCAAAAGAUAAGAAGGAUCCUCAUGGUUUAAUUAUACGGGUAACUGCAGAGCAUGGAAGAUAUGUCGCAAGGAGUUACAGUCCCCGGCAGCUUGCUACAGCUGCAGCUGGUGUACCAUUGUUUGAGAUAUUUGUAACAGCAAAUAAGAAUGGCGAAUACAGACAGCAGGCUGUGUUUUUAAAGCGAGGAGGAGUUUUUGAGGAUUCUUCACCAGUUAGCUCCAAGCCAUUGGAUGCCACUAGCAGCUUGAAUUCUUUAGAUUCAACUGAAGAAAAAAGUGAUCUACUUGUUGCAGGCAGUGAAGAUGCUGAAGAUGGUGAUGAUGGGGAUGAUGACUCUGAUCUUUCUGAGGGACUUUCUGGUUUUCAGAGUAUCUUGAGAGAUAUGAUUCCUAAUGUGAAGGUCAAGGUUUUGAAAGUGACAUCACCAGGGAAGGUAGACAGGGAUCUAAUAUCGAAAGUGAUUGAACAGAUUAUUGAGGAAGAUGAUGAAGAUAAGGAUAGUGAAAUAGAGAGUUUAGAAGCUGAAGAUGAUGAACAGGUUGAGGAUGACGAAGAGACAGAUGUGAUUGAACUGGAUGCUGAUCCUGGAAUUAUUCAAGGUGCAGAGCGACGUGAAAUUGCAGUUAAAGUGGUUGUUGGUGGUCCUGGGCAGAAAAUAUCAAGCAGGCCCCCUACGAAAAAUUUGCUCCGAGUACCUGCUAAAAUAGAGAAGAAGGGACGUUUAUCAUUUUCCUUUACUGUUGAGAAAGAUAUUGACCAACAGGAUUCCCAAGAAAAGGAACGGUCGUCAGUAGAUAAAAAAGCUAAACUUGGAGGUCAACGUAGCAUUGACAAUGUUAUGUUUGAUCUCGCUAAGUUCAUUGGUAAAGAGAAGAUACCAUUGAAGGUACUCAAGGAUGUUGGCGAGUUAAUAAAUCUUGCUCUUAGCCAGGUUAACAACCAUCAACCACUGUCAGGAUCAACCACUUUCAAUCGCAUUGAAAUGCCUGAUUCUCCAGAUCCUUUAAAUGGACUUUACAUUGGUGCACAUGGGCUCUACACCUCAGAAGUGAUUCACCUUAGACGUAAAUUUGGUCAAUGGAAAGAGGAUGGUGGUACUCAGAAGCCUUCAAACCUUGAGUUUUAUGAAUAUGUAGAAGCCUUAAAACUUACUGGGGAUCCUUAUGUACCUGCUGGCCAGGUGGCAUUUCGUGCAAAGAUUGGGAAACGAUAUCAGCUUCCUCAUAAAGGGAUCAUACCAGAAGAAUUUGGAGUGGUUGCUCGAUAUAAAGGGCAGGGGAGACUUGCUGAGCCAGGGUUUCGCAAUCCUCGAUGGGUUGAUGGUGAACUUGUUAUUCUUGAUGGAAAGUACAUUAAGGGUGGACCUGUUGUUGGAUUUGUUUAUUGGGCUCCGGAGUAUCAUUUCUUGGUGUUCUUCAAUCGACUGAGGCUUCAACAGUAGAUUUCCAUUGUACAUAAUGCUCAAGUUUGUUGAUAUUUUUUGUUCAAAAUUUUGUAGGUUUUGCAGUUAUUUAUUAGAUAUCUAUCUGAUGGGCUACAUAUCCAAUGCUCACUCAACUGACUGGUGCACUUGCAAGCAUGUUGACUCAAAAACAACUACUCAAGCUUUGGAAUGCAAUAGAAUAGAUAAAGCCCUUCUGUUGACCUGUUUCCAGAAAAUGGUUUUCUGUCAAUGUAUGUAUUUAACAUCUACCAUACCAUCAAUGUUUUAUUUCAGUUAUUAUAAAUUAAAGUUAUUGCUUUGAGCAGUCUAUUUCUUAUAGCCUGUUCUUGAGUAGUCUUCAUUCUGUAGAAGCAGUUAGCACUUGUGAAAUACAUGAACUAUAGAUGUGAGAAUUUGAUUCCUGUGGAUAUUGGUUGGGCUCAUUCAAUGUGAAUAAUAGAAAUCAAAUGCAA